This is a messenger RNA of Capsaspora owczarzaki ATCC 30864, 744 nucleotides long. RefSeq lists its product as hypothetical. Lineage: Eukaryota; Filasterea; Ministeriida; Capsasporidae. The annotation marks the transcript as partial. The transcript has a single exon. The record is from RefSeq and is a predicted model, not a curated record.
AUGCACGGCGAGCUGCUCCUUAUUGGGUUCAAGCUCGAGCAGAUGGGUCGCCACGACACGGCUUGCACCGACGGCUCGCUCGCUUUCAAGCAGCGCGCGCAUCCUGAAAUCAAAGAGUGGGUCAUGGAUCUGGUGCGCAAGGGGUGCUCGGAGGCGUCCAUUGUAGCGCAGUUGGAAGGGCCAACUCUCAACCCGCCGCCUCGCCCUCUUUCAAGUUGGAACGUACCGUACACUUCUGGUCGCUGGUAUCCCACCAAAGACGCAAUUCGCAUGAUGAUAGUCAACUCAAGCAGCGAGAAGCUACAUGGAACCGACCAGCAGCGCAUCGACCAAUUUCUCGCGUCAUCCUCGUCGUAUGCCUGCUCUCACCCUCACUCGCUCUACCCAGAUGGGCAGUGCCCCGGCGAAAGCCAAUACGGCGACAAAAGCGAUGUCAUCUAUCAUCAAUUUGUUCACUGCGACUGCCAGAGCUGCCUCGAAAUCUCCCUGAAGGAGUCGAACAUUCUGAUUUUAAUGACGCCUUGUCAGCGGGCAACGUGGGACGCCCUUCGUCCCAAGGUCCUGUUCCUGGAUUCAACCUUCUCAGUCAACCGCUACGACUGGGCGACAACAGCACUCGUCGCUGCUGACGAAGCAGGCGCUGGUGUGCCGCUGGCGUUCAUGAUCUCCGACAGAGAUCGCGAGCAUGAAUAUGCGCGGUUCUUGUCCGAGGUCAAGCACGCCGUAGGUGAAGCGUUUAAUCCG